AAUCGGUUCUACUACCUCGAAUUAGUUUCAAUCUACCGCUAAACCCAUUAUCAAUCAAAUCUCUGCAACCUCCUUAUUCGGUUAUUCUCGGUUAUUCCCUUCUCUUCCAAUUUAAGCUCUCUCCUUUCGCACAUUCCCAUUUGGUUCUUUCCGUUGGUAAGAAUCCAUUCUCGCUCGCUGCAUUUUCACGCAUGCUUUUUUUCUCGAGUGAUCCCAACCCAAACACAAUACACUUUCACCCAAUUUUUUUAGUUUGAGUUGGUCUGUUAUUAUUCAUACAGCAAAUGAAGUAUCCUUCUGUGAAUACAUAUUUUCCAUUGAAAAUAAAAUAAGAAUCAUUUGAUUAUCCUUUUUUUCUUUUUUUCUUCUUUUUCUUCCUCAAGUUUUAGGGUUUUUGAGGGGGUCUUUUCGAUCGUUUUGAUUGGGAGGCCUUCUUUGUCUCAUAAUUAAUGGAAUCACUUCGCUAAUUAGUACCCUUUUUGAGAACUCAAGUUUUUUCUAUCUGCAUAGAAAACUUGAGUUUUAGAAUCAAGGGAAAAAUAAUUAAAAGCAAAAAAAAAAACAAAAAAAGUUGGUGAUCCUGCUCUUCGAAAGAUGUCAGCUGCUGAUGUUGCUUUGAGUCCGAUUCGGCAAGAAUCGGCACAUUGGCUUGGACCUCUCUCUGGUGAAUCCAUAUUGAUAUAUCUCACUGUGGAUGGUGUUAUGACUCCAAUGCGUGUGUUGGAGUCAGAUUCCAUUUCUUCAGUGAAAAUGAGGAUUCAAACAUGCACUGGAGUCUCAGGGAAGAAGCAAAAGCUUGUCUCUAAUGGCAGAGAGCUUGCCCGCAAUGAUUCACUCAUCAAGGAUUACGGUGUCACUUCUGGGAAUGUUGUUCAUUUGGUUCUUCGUCUCUCUGAUCUUAUCUUCAUUGUUGUAAGGACCACGACUGAGAAGGAGGUGGAGUUUCGUGUCGAUCGGCAUAGGAAUGUUGCGUACCUCAAGCAGCAUAUUAAGAAGAAGGGGAAAGGCUCCAUUGAUAUUGAAAAUGAAGAAUUUUUCUGUGAUGGGGAAAAGCUUGAUGAUCAAAAGCUAUUCCAUGACAUAUGCAAGAGUGAUGAUGAUGUGAUUCAUUUGAUAGUUAAGAAAUCAUCAGCACAGGUUAAGGCCACACCAGUUCAAAAGGAUUUGGAGCUUUCUGUUGAGGCUGCAACUGCACCAUGUGUAGAUGGAGAGAAUACUAAUCAAGCAACUAAGAUUCCUCCACCUGGUGUAGAUUUUUGGUUGGAACCAGUUAUUGUGAAUCCUAAGAUCAAUUUUUUCCCUUUCCUUUGGGACAUGAUCAACUCCACAUUUGAUGGUUUGAAGAAUAAACAUAAUCCUAUUAGGUCUUCUGAGGGCACAGGUGGUGCUUACCUCAUGCAAGAUUCAUCAGGGAUGGAAUAUGUUUCUGUGUUUAAGCCAAUUGAUGAGGAGCCAAUGGCCGUGAACAAUCCUCAAGGCCUGCCACUUUCGUCAAACGGCGAAGGGUUGAAAAGAGGGACAAAGGUGGGGGAAGGCGCCGUGAGAGAAGUCGCUGCAUAUGUAUUGGAUCAUCCAAGGGCCGGGCCGCGUUUGGUGUCUGGUGAGGCUGUAGGCUUUGCUGGUGUUCCACCUACUGCUAUGGUCAGGUGUUUGCAUGAAGCAUUUAAUCACCCAGAUGGAUAUGCUUGCUCAGCCAAGCAUGUCAAGAUGGGGUCAUUGCAGAUGUACAUGAACAAUGAUGGCAACUGCGAGGACAUUGGACCCGGUGCUUUUCCAGUGGAGGAGGUACAUAAGAUUACUCUUCUUGAUAUAAGAAUGGCCAAUGCAGAUAGGCAUGCUGGGAACAUUUUGUUCAAGAAGGAGGCAGGUGGCCACAUUUCUCUCAUUCCUAUUGAUCACGGCUACUGUCUACCGGAACAAUUUGAAGAUUGCACAUUUGAUUGGCUAUACUGGCCCCAAGCACGCCAACCUUACUCUGCUGAUACAGUUGAUUAUAUUAGGUCCCUGGAUGCUGAGAAAGAUAUAGAACUUCUGAAAUAUUAUGGGUGGGAUGUUCCAGUUGAGUGUGCACGUAUACUCCGCGUCUCCACAAUGUUAUUGAAGAAAGGGGUUGAGAGAGGUCUCACUCCUUAUGACAUUGGAAGCAUCAUGUGCAGGCAAAAUUUCAAGCAAGAAUCAGCGAUUGAGAAGAUUGUUUAUGAGGCACAGGAAUCAUUGUUACCUGGCAUGGAGGAAUCUGCAUUUCUUGAAUCUGUCUCGAAGAUCAUGGAUUCCUGGCUCGAUAAGCUUUCAAAAUAGGCUUUUUUCUGAGUCAUAUAUACAUAUGCGUAUAUAAGGAUAUAUAUAUAAAUAUGGACGUGCAUGGAUUGAGUGAAUGAGUAGUCCAUAUUUUUCUUUCAGGAUUGUAUUGUCAUUUUGAGCAGAAGUUAAAGGUCUGAAUAAGAAGAGUCUGUCUUCUACAGAAAUUUAACAUAUUGUAGGUUUUUCAUGGAGGCUGACACAAGAGUUGGAUCUGUCUUGGCCUUGUAUUCUGUACAUAAGUGUCUUUUGUUAGGUGUUCAUUAAUUGUGCACCUAGGUAAGUAAGCAGGUGCCAUUUGGAAAUCUAAAUUUCCUUUCUAUUUUUUGUAUUGAUGGAAGAGAAGAAAAAAAAGGAAACUUGUUGAAUUUCAUGCGAUUUGCAUGAAAAUAUUAACGUUAUCAUGUAAUAUAUUCAAUUAUAUACUACAACACAGACCUUUUUGUAA
This is a messenger RNA of Arachis stenosperma, 2746 nucleotides long. Its product is annotated as phosphatidylinositol 4-kinase gamma 2-like. NCBI's taxonomy places the organism in Eukaryota, Viridiplantae, Streptophyta, Magnoliopsida, Fabales, Fabaceae. The coding region runs from base 595 to 2298 and encodes 567 amino acids. Gene Ontology annotation, molecular function: protein binding. The record is from RefSeq and is a predicted model, not a curated record. The transcript has 2 exons.